AUGCUCCUUGGCCGGCUAGCCGCUCUCCUGAGCCUGCUCAGUGGGGUCCCCCUGCCUAUGGGCUCCGGGGGGCCUGGACUCCAGCCCUGGGCUGCAGCCAAUCAGACCUGGGCUCUGGAUCGGGGUGCUCUGGCCCCCCAGGUGCCGGCCCCUGCCCUUGGCAGCUGGAAGGCCUUCUUGGGUCUGCAGAAAGCCAGGCGGCAGGACACAGACACCCUGCAGCGCAGGCAGGAAGUGGCCACUGCCCUGUCUCUGCCGCUGGACCCGCAGGAAGCGACCCAGGAGAUGUGUAAGGCUGUGCCCUUCGUUCAGGUUCUCUCCCGACCUGGCUGCACGGCCGCCCGCCUCCGCAAUCACCUCUGCUUUGGCCGCUGUUCCUCCCUCUACGUCCCCAGCUCGGACGCCACCCCGAUAGUCCUCUGCAACAGCUGUGGGCCCUCCCGCAAGCGCUGGGCACCUGUGGUCCUGUGGUGUCGCACCAGCAGCCCAGCCACCCGUCGGCGGGUGAAGAGAUCCACCAUGCUGGUCGAGGGCUGUCAGUGCAGCCCGAAGGCGUGA
Propithecus coquereli (Coquerel's sifaka) is the source of this 558-nucleotide messenger RNA. It is a transcript of the gene DAND5, whose product is annotated as DAN domain family member 5, BMP antagonist. NCBI's taxonomy places the organism in Eukaryota, Metazoa, Chordata, Mammalia, Primates, Indriidae. The coding region runs from base 1 to 558 and encodes 185 amino acids. Gene Ontology annotation, molecular function: morphogen activity. The record is from RefSeq and is a predicted model, not a curated record. The transcript is spliced from 2 exons. Gene Ontology annotation, biological process: signal transduction involved in regulation of gene expression; determination of heart left/right asymmetry.